AGAGAGAGAGAGAGAGAGAGAGAGAGAGAGAGAGAGAGGGUGAAGGAGUGGGACCAUAUAAAGAGCAACAGAACACAAGCCACGCUUUAUCCUGCUUGACUGUCCCGCUCACUCAGUCCUCACAGGAAACUCCCAACCAACUUCCACCCCCCCCCCUCCAGCCUCUGCCCUCACUCUCACUCACUCGCCCGUUACUCACCAACACUCCUUCGCUCUCCCACACAGUCCCACCGGCUGCUCGGACUCCAACCAGAGAGGAUGGCUGCGUCCACGUGGAGAAUGAAUCGGCUCUGGAGGAGGAUGGCGGGAGUCCUGGUGCUCUGCGCUCUGCUGCUCAGCAAUGAGGUGGUAUGUCAAGAUGACUCAACAGCAGCAGCCGAGGACAUGUCUACAGCCAUUCCCACCGCCGGCGCCGACGCUGUGACCGAUGCUGCUGCUCCAGAUGCUGCCGCUCCAGAUGCUGCCGCUCCAGAUGCCUCCGCUGCCCCGACUGCGCCUGACUCUGCGACUGCAGGAGGUCAAGACUCUGCAGCCACUGUGGUUUCUGGAGGUACCCCAUUCCCAGCAACUGUUAGAGCCACUGAAAUGAUUCCAGACAAGUUGGACGGGGACGCCUCGGGGACGACCGUGUCCCCCUCCGACAGCAACAACGGGAUAGACGCAGCCGCUGGUGGCUCUAGUGGCGUUAAGUUGGUGAUGCCUGAUGUGAAGUGUGUUGGAAAAGAGGACAUCCAAGAGAGCAACGCCGUCAGGGCCGUGGUGGUGACGGAAAAUUGCGAGGUAUCCAAAGGCAUUAUUCAGGAUAACCCUGCAGGCUGGUGCAAGGCCGAACCCUGCAAUCUGAAUAUCUUCCAAGACGGCAGCAACAUGCUGGUGACCAGUGAUGAUGCUAAGGCGGGAACUUUGGCUGCAGCUCUCCAGAGUGCCGGUCUGAAAGAAAAGCUGGGCGUGACGAGCACUGAGACCCCUUCAUCGUCCGGCUCCUCCGUGUUCGUCGGGGUUCUGGUCACCGGUCUGCUCGCCGCCAUCGCCAUCACUGUCGGCUUCUUGAAGUGCCAACGCAGGGCCGACCCCAAGGGAGUGAGGCUGGCGGAGGAGGCCUACCCCGUGGACCAGGAGAACCAGGGGAACACCCUGGUGUCUGUGGCCCCCCUCAUCCCCCCUCCAGAAACCCAGGAGAAACCCAGCGAGAACGGAGAGGCCCCCGAGGCCCCCAAGACCGAGCCCGCUCCUCCUCCCACCAACGGCCACUCCACCGCCAAGACGGCAGACACCGAGUUGUGA
This is a messenger RNA of Pleuronectes platessa (European plaice), 1284 nucleotides long. It is a transcript of the gene cd34, whose product is annotated as CD34 molecule. The transcript is spliced from 8 exons. Bases 259 to 1284 code for a protein of 341 amino acids. Gene Ontology annotation, biological process: cell adhesion. NCBI's taxonomy places the organism in Eukaryota, Metazoa, Chordata, Actinopteri, Pleuronectiformes, Pleuronectidae. Gene Ontology annotation, cellular component: membrane. The record is from RefSeq and is a predicted model, not a curated record.